Molecule: messenger RNA, 964 nt
Organism: Botrytis deweyae
Lineage: Eukaryota; Fungi; Ascomycota; Leotiomycetes; Helotiales; Sclerotiniaceae
Exons: 6
Coding region: 1-714 (237 amino acids)
Source: RefSeq, a predicted model, not a curated record
AUGGCUAUGCGGUCGGUGGUUAGUGAGUCUGGGUAUGAUGGACCGGUCACGGAAAUGGUGAGGAUUGGGUUGAGAGGGGAGAUAGGGGGAGGGGAUUUGGAGGGGGACGGGGAGGGAGACGCGGGAGAGGCGGCGAGGAUUUGGCGUGAAACUCUAGAUACAAUUGCGGCCCAAAAAGGAUGUACAAAUUCUUAUUACGGCGGAACAUUGGAGGAUGAGGGAGUGUUGAUUUGGUGUAUUGACUGGACAUCCCUCGCUCUCCACAAAGCUUUUAUGGAUUCGCCAGCCUACCCAGCCUUUCUAGAAAACCUGCAGCCGAUUAUGGGCAGUGUGGAAAUCAUACACGCAAGCAAAUUGGAUGUUGCGGGCGCUAUUGCAAAAGGAAAUGCGGGGCAGAAGGGGGGAGUAAUGGAAGUUGCUACUAAACAGGGAGUAGAAAACUUCAAAACGGCAAUCCGCAAACUUCACUCGGAAAAGAAAAUCGCGGGGUUUCUUGGCGUGAUAGAUUCCGGAGAGGUAAUUGAGAAGAUCGCUAAGAAUAAAGAGACGAUGGAGGAAGAAAAGGGGAAAGCUUUGAUUAUAAUGAUAGGGUGGGAGAAUAAGGAGGCUCAUAUGGCAUUUAGAGAGACAAAGGAAUUUGCGGACACUAUAGGAUAUUUGGGAAAGGGGACGAGUGGGGUGGACAUGUUCCAUGUAGCAUUUAAAAAUGCAUGAGUGUGCGAUGCGGAUUGAUAGAUAUUUCUGCAUUACAAUCCAAUUCAUACAAUCCAAUACAUACUCCCAUAUCCCAUAUCCAAUAUCCAUACAAAUAUCCCUCCCUCAGUCUUCCAUUUUGGGAUUCUCAAAGUCAAAUAUGUAUGGGUUGUUGAGUAUCAUAUACAUAUAUCAAACAAUAACUCCUCAAUAUCCUCAAACCAUCUUUGAAUAUGCUCUACUAUGAGCUCUGUAUUGAAUACCUAAUCAC